This is a messenger RNA of Geodia barretti, 144 nucleotides long. NCBI's taxonomy places the organism in Eukaryota, Metazoa, Porifera, Demospongiae, Tetractinellida, Geodiidae. The record is from the annotation of a GenBank genome assembly.
AUGGGACGGUGGUCCAGCACCCGGAGUACGGGGAGGUCAUCCAGCUCACCGGAGACUAGAGGAAUCACAUCUAUACGAGUUUCUCCUCCAGGUCGGCUUCUGCACCAAGGACCAGCUGAAGCUGCACGGAUUCUGAAGAUUUGA